Molecule: messenger RNA, 2494 nt
Organism: Carassius carassius (crucian carp)
Lineage: Eukaryota; Metazoa; Chordata; Actinopteri; Cypriniformes; Cyprinidae
Gene: prnpb
Product: prion protein b
Exons: 2
Coding region: 131-2221 (696 amino acids)
Biological process (GO): protein homooligomerization
Cellular component (GO): membrane
Source: RefSeq, a predicted model, not a curated record
GGCAGUGGAGAAAAUUAUUACAUAAAACCACACCCCAGACAAAUAUCUGUCUCUUGACUGGAGUCAACAUGAUUACUAUUGGGCUGCUGGAUAGACGUUUUCCUCUAUAGCAACCUCUUUAUGGACUAAAAUGGGGCAGUUAUGCAAACUUGUACUGUUCGUUAUGGUUUUGAUGGCAGUGCUACACAAUUCAUCAGGAGGAAAGAAAUUGCUUUGGAGCAAGAACACCCCUUCCAAGAAGCCAUCCGAUAAGCCAUCACAAGGGACCAAGACACAACUAAACUAUCCCAGGAAACCCUCUUAUCCUGGUGCAGGAAUUAAGCCAGGCAACCCUAGACAGCAAUAUCCUGGUAGAGGCAGCUCUAGUCCGGGAGCAGGCAGCUAUCCAGCUGGUGGCAGCAAUCCUUCGGCUGGUGGCAACCCAAAUCAGUAUCCUGGAAGAGGGGGAUCCAACCCAGGAGGAUAUCCCAACCAGAAUCCUGGAGCAGGUGCCUAUCCAGCUGGUGGCAGCUACCCUUCGGCUGGUGGCAACCCCAAUCAGAAUCCGGGAAGAGGGGGAUCCAACCCAGCAGUAUAUCCCAACCAGAAUCCUGGAGCAGGUGCCUAUCCAGCUGGUGGCAGCUAUCCUUUGGCUGGUGGCAACCCCAAUCAGUAUCCAGGAAGAGGGGGAUCCAACCCAGCAGGAUAUCCCAACCAGAAUCCUGGAGCAGGUAGUUAUCCUGCUGGUGGCAGCAAUCCUUCGGCUGGUGGCAACCCCAAUCAGUAUCCGGGAAGAGGGGGAUCCAACCCAGGAGGAUAUCCCAACCAGAAUCCUGGAGCAGGUAGUUAUCCAGCUGGUGGAACCUAUCCUUCAGCUGGUGGCAACCCCAAUCAGUAUCCAGGAAGAGGGGGAUCCAACCCUGGAGGAUAUCCCAUCCAGAAUCCUGGAGCAGGUAGUUAUCUUGCUGGUGGCAGCAAUCCUUCGACUGGUGGCAACCCCAAUCAGUAUCCGGGAAGAGGGGGAUCCAACCCAGGAGGAUAUCCCAACCAGAAUCCUGGAGCAGGUAGUUAUCCUGCUGGUGGCAGCUAUCCUUCGGCUGGUGGCAACCCUAAUCAGUAUCCGGGAAGAGGGGGAUCCAACCCAGGAGGAUAUCCCAACCAGAAUCCUGGAGCAGUUAGCUAUCCUGCUGGUGGCAGCUAUCCUUCGGCUGGUGGCAACCCUAAUCAGUAUCCGGGAAGAGGGGGAUCCAACAAAGGAGGAUAUCCCAACCAGAAUCCUGCAGGAGGGGGUUACUCUAACCAGUAUCCAGGUAGAAGUGGGUACAGCCCUGGUGGGCAUCCAGCAGGUGGAUCUUACCCAGUAAGAACUGCAGGACAGCCUGUAGGAUACCCAGGAGGACACCCUUCCAUUGGAGGGGUAUAUCCCAACUGGAACCCCAACAAUAAGAUUCUAAAUCCACGCUAUGGAGGCUCAUUUGGAGGUGGUAGAUUUGACAAUGGUGGCUCCCCUUUCUCCAAUACAGCGAAAAGCAUGGGCUAUGGUCCUUCUCUUAAAUCCAAAGGCUUCGCAAAAAAGGCAAUACUAGCCACAGGCGUUGGGGCAAUGGCAGGAAUGGCUGUAGGCUAUGGAAUUGGAAACUUUCCACGCCCCAACUUCAAAUUCAAAAGCCCUCAUGAGGAGCGUCAAUACAACCACUAUAUGUACGAACGUCAGGGCAUUCAUUCUAAAGGCAGAAAUAACCAAGUAGGAACAAACUACACAUCAAAGCAACCACCCCAAUCAUAUGAGCAAUCCAUGAACACAUGCAUGAAGCGAAAUGAUCUUCUUAAAGAGCAGGACACAACUUCUGCGGAUCACAAGAACAUUCAAAGAGAUGAGCCACUGACUGAUUAUGCAGCUAUCAAUAUAGACUACUUAGAGAAAGGUGGGCUGGAGAAGAAUGACACCACAUCCCCUACAACUGUCAAUAAUUAUCCAAAGGCUGCUGUGAUUCGUGAGAAUGAUGAUGACACAGUGAGUAUCAUACAGAUUGGUUAUCCAGCUCUCAUUGAGCAGAUGAAAGCUCGAAAGUGUGUUGAGUUGUACUUGGAUUACUCUGAGAGCUUAAUGGAGAGGCAGAAAGACAAGAAGGACACAAAUGAAAGGAAAGUUUCCAGUCCUUCCAAUAACCAUAAUGGACACUGUGUCUCUGAAGUGCUUCUGAUACUCACUACUUUCUUUAUGCUUUUUAGUAGCACUUAGUAGUGCUGCCAACAUUGACUAUAUACAAAGGAAUACAAUUGCCCAUCCUUUCUAAAUCUAGGAAUCCAAAGGUGAAGUUACAUUUUAAAUGUUGUGUAUCAGUCUUGACUGAAGUUUCUCUUAUCUGCUAAAAAUGUAAAAGAAUAUAUAUAAAUAAAGAAAUUCCCUCACUGGCUAUUUAAACAUACAGUACAAGGCAAAUGUAUUGCAUGCAUUUUAUGAAUGUAUUUUGUUAAAUUACAAAACUAUUGUUAUUAUUAUUCCUGGGAAAUA